This is a messenger RNA of Amphibalanus amphitrite, 930 nucleotides long. Its product is annotated as protein FAM136A-like. Gene Ontology annotation, cellular component: cytoplasm. The transcript has 5 exons. NCBI's taxonomy places the organism in Eukaryota, Metazoa, Arthropoda, Thecostraca, Balanomorpha, Balanidae. The record is from RefSeq and is a predicted model, not a curated record. The coding region runs from base 94 to 519 and encodes 141 amino acids.
GCGGCGAAACCGGUGUGGUGAAACGGCGAAGAGGACGUACGGGGUAUAUAGGGCCUUGACGUACGGGUGGAGAUCAGACUAAGUUACACAAAAAUGGCAGAAGCAGCUCAAGAGCGGGUGCAGACAUCGAUGACCAGCAUGGUUGAUGACAUAGAUAAGAGCUAUCUAAGAAAGAUGCAGGGUGACAUGCAUCGCUGCGCUGCUCGCUGCUGCGAUGAUCCCAGCUCUUCAAUUGAUAAGGUGCAUGGUUGCAUCGAACAGUGCUCCAUUCCGCUGCAGAAGGCGCAACACUUCGUCCAGACACAAAUGAGUGACAUUCAAGAGCGUCUUCAGCGGUGCGUAAUGCAGUGCCAAGAUAAAAUCAAAGACAAAGUUGGCCCGAAUACUACAGAAGCGGAGGUCCAGGGCUACAAGGUCGAGUUCGAGGAGUGCGCAGUCAAAUGUGUCGACGACAGCAUAGCAACAUUCCCGAACCACGCGCGGCGAAUCAAGGACCAUCUACACAAACGAGCCUUUUAGCGACGCACUGCCGCUGUUAGUACCUGUUAUUGGUUGUCAAUCAAUAUAUGAAUGAUGCUGAUAUUAGAGCACGUGAUGCGAUCAUGAGAAGGCCAUCGUGGGGCGCCGCCGCGUGCCGUACACACGCGGACGGCCGCCCGCCAAGCCGUGUGACUGACGAGAGGAGCGAUUGGAUAGGGUGUGCGGACGGUCUGUCGGUCUGUGCGCCGGGGUCAGCCGGUGGACGCCAGUGGGCAGCUCAGUUUGUCCGGGACCACGACUGCCAAAAGCCGUCACGGCCGCCGGCGGAGCUCAGGAAUGUGUCGCGCCUCUGUGACGCCAGCCGUGUGUGUGUAUUUCUGUGGCCAACCGGAGGACUGAAUGGCGCACGCUGCAGGGAAUAAACAAGGCCAUUGCGCUGCUGACACUGCC